This is a messenger RNA of Aspergillus heteromorphus CBS 117.55, 4293 nucleotides long. Its product is annotated as putative spindle-pole body protein (Pcp1). Bases 106 to 3858 code for a protein of 1250 amino acids. The transcript is spliced from 3 exons. NCBI's taxonomy places the organism in Eukaryota, Fungi, Ascomycota, Eurotiomycetes, Eurotiales, Aspergillaceae. The record is from RefSeq and is a predicted model, not a curated record. Gene Ontology annotation, cellular component: microtubule organizing center.
UAGUCGAGGUGGUCGGUGAUGGUCACCUGUUGACUGACACUCGCGCCUUCCUAUCCGCCCGCCCCCAGUGACAAAAAGACGCGUCUUUUCUCGCGUCAAUCAACCAUGGCGUACCCAUACAUUGAUACGCCGCGCACCGAAAUCGACGGAAACGCGACUUACCUGACCAACGGCAAUCGCAGCGUGGGACGACCGAACCUGACGGCGCUCGACUCGGUGGAAAACUCCUUCCUCACACCGUCCAAGGGUGAUGAUGACGUUCUCAAGGGCUUUGGUGAGGGUCGAAGACGCACUUCUGCGAGUUUCAAGAUCAGCACGCCGCGUGCCGGCUCUGGUCCAAAAUCUUCUCGGAGCGCGUUAAACAGUCGACAUCAGCUUCCCACCGCGGCUAUCCCCAGAGGCGAGUUCACGCCCCUCAUGAAAAGCGCCACCAAGAACAAUUACCUGAAAAACAUGUCCGCCGCGCGAGGUCCGAAGACCCCAGGCUAUGCGGGAAGGAGCUAUCUGAGUAAUGGCAAUACACCUGGCUUGCCCGCUAUGGAGAUGACGGGGAUUGAUGAGGAGGAGACGACCGAUGAUCAGCCUACUCCUAUUCCGCAGGUUGCGAGUAGUAGUGUGCAGAGCACGCCGCUUCCUGGGCUAUCUAGGGACGGUGGUGUCCUCAACGAUGGCAAUAAUAUGAUGACGCUGAAAGAACAGGAAAAAAUGAUCGAUCAAUUGGACAAAGAUAACUUUGGUCUGAAAUUGAAGAUUCAUUUCUUGCAGGAGCAACUCGAAAAGGCCGGCCCCUCGUAUAACCAAGCAGCGCUGAGAGAGAAUACCGAACUGAAAGUCUCCAAAUUAACGAUGCAACGCGAUAUUUCACGAUACAAGAAGAGCCUCCAGCAGGCCGAGCGCGACCUCGAAUCCUACCGCAUACAAUUCCAGGAACUCAGAGAAAAGAAUCGCAGACGGCAACCGGAUGAUACGGUACAACGUGAGAUGGACCUGAUGCGAGAAGAGAUGGAAGCGAGAGACAAUCAAGUGAGAGAGCUCCAGGAGGAACUGCGAGAAGCCAAGGCCGGGCAGUCCCAGGAACUUGACAGACUUCGCGACGAAAUCGAAGAUCUCGAGGCAUCUGUAAGGGACAGGGAUCGGACUAUCGAGGAACGCGAUGAAGAGCUCGAGGAACUGAAGGACCGGGAUGGCAAGGAGCACGAUGCACUCGCUGAGCUGGAAUCAGAAUUGCAACGCGCGAAGGAGCAGAUGGAAGAGCUGCAAGAGUCGCUUGAUCAGGCCAAAUCAAACGCAAAGGAGGCGAGAGAGGCUGAAAGUCAAGCGGAGAGAGAGAAGGAACAGGCUCAGAAAGAUCUCCAGGAGUUGCACGAUGAGAUGGCAAAUAAGUCAAUCAGCACAAGCGGGCUGACUCGUCAGCUGGAGGAGAAAGCCAGCAAGCUCGAGGACGAUCUUCGUGAGAUUCAACGAGAAAACGGCACCUUGAAGAACGAACUGGAAGCAAGAUCCCGGGAUGAAGCUCGACUGAACGAUCAACACCGAGAAACUCAGCAGAGGAUGGAGGAGAGGCAACGAGAGCUUCACGAUGAUGCCGCGCAUACAAGGCGAGAGCUGGACGUGGCUCAGCAGGAAUACGACAAGUUAGCCGCUCAGCUACAAGACGCGCUUGAUGAACUCCAACGCAAGGCAGACGAGAAAGAACUACUGCAAACACGACACCAUGCCCUAACUGACGAAUCCGGGGGCCUGCAACAUGAGUUGUCUAAGGCACAGUCCAAGAUCACGGAGCUACAACAGGCUGUCGAUGAAGAGAAGCGCCGUGCCUUAGAUGGUGCGGAUACUGUUCGUGUUCACUACAAGGAGGAAGUCGAGAGAUUGCAGGAUGAGAUCGAAUCUCUCCACCACGAGAUUGAAGACAAGGAGGGCCAGUUCGCUCUCGAGCAAGACAGAUGGGAGAGCAACAGGCGCGCUUUACAACUCCAGAAGGACAGAGCGGAAGACCAGGCCGCUGGGUUUAAGCGGACGAUCGAGAAGCUUGAACAAGUGGAACAUACUCUGUCAGGAAAGGAGAUGAAGCUGCAGGAGGUUAUCGACAGCGAAAAAACACGGCACUUCAACUCGGAAGCUGUUUUGAGCCGACAAGUCAAGGAGCUGAGCGAUGAUCUAACUACCAAGAGAGAGGUGAUCGACGAACAGCGCAAUGAGCUUCUUUCCGUCAGAGAAGAGCUGAGACUCAUCAGACGGUCAGAAGCAGCGUUGAAAGAGAAAGUACAGGCCUUGGAAGACGAGAUCUUGGUGUUGCAAUCAAGCCUGGAGGAAGAACAGGAAUACACCAAGGGUCGGACACAGAAGGGGUCUUCCGAACAAGACAGUCAGUUGCAAAAGCUCAUCACGGAGAAGCAAAGACUUCGUGACCAGCUUGCCAAUGCCCAUGUCGAAUUGCAUGAUUUACGGACGUCAGCCGCUGAGAUCGAGACCGAGCGUGAUGAACUCCAGGCUCAACUAGACCAAGUGCAGAACCAGGCUGACGACACGACGCGGGUUGACAAGGAAAAGAUCGAGCUGCGAAAAUCUGCCCUGCGCCUCGAAGGUGAACUCAGACGGCUCAAGGAGGACAAAGCGUCCUUGCUUGAGGGUAAGGAGACACUGGAGAAGCAACUUAGCACUGAGAUCGAGCGGGCUACUCUGGAAGAGAAUCGCCUAUCAGCCGAAAUCGACCAGCUUCAAGAUAAGCUGCAUAUGAUUUCUGGUGGUAGAGAUCGGGAGCUGGCGUUGUCGAAGAGCAAGAUCCAGCGCUUCGAACGACGCAUAAAUGAACUCGAGGCUCUUCUUCAGCAGCAGCCGCACAUUGAGAACGAACAUUCAACUUCCGCAGCAGACCUAUCGAUGCUUCGCCAUAGCCUCGAUGAGGCUCGGAGGCGUGAGAAGACGUUGAUUCAGCGCGACGCCGACCAGAAGUCCUCCGUUCGCACCUGCAAGGCACGUAUUGCUGAACUCGAAAAGGAGCUACACGACGCCAUGAUGAGGAAAUAUGAGUCUCGGUCUCCCUCAUCCUCGCCAUCAAACAAACUCCACGAAGAGCUCCGCAGUCUAAGAAAGCAACUGUCGGAUGCGCAUCGAAUGCUCAGGGAAUUGAAGUCAAAGAAUCGCGACCUUGAACGAGCGGCUAUGAGAGAGGAAGAUCAACGAGACCUUCACGAGUUGCUCAAAUCAUCCACCCUCGAGGCAGAAGCCCUGGCCCUCAAGGUAUCAGAGCGAGAUGCCCGGUUGAACGAGCUGAAGAAUCAGAGCCGUCGGAUCCGCGACGAACGUUCAUUCUGUGCCAGGAGAGCCGAAGCGGCUCUCAAGGAGCUUGAAUCUCUCCAAGAACGGUACGACCAGCUCGUGGAGAGAAUGGGGGCCAGGUCAGAUGGCAAUAAGACUAGACACGACAAGGAGAUUCUCGGUCUGGGCAAGGAAAUCAUCUGGCUUCGUGCGCGUCUGAAGCGGGAGGAGAAAUUCCGCCGUGAUCUGGCGUGGAGUAAGGGCUUGAUGGAGCUGGGCGAGCGUGUUCGGGUUGCUUGGUUCGUUAUCCCUGCCAUUCCUCCUACAUCCAUCCACUUCAUCCCCUUUCAAUUAAUCAACGAAGCCGACCUUCGCAUGAUCUCCGAAAUGGGCGUUAAAUCCCGUGAUCGCAACAAGCUCCGAUCCCCCAAGGCGAAGCUCAAGACCGCCGUCUCCAUGGUCAAGGCCAUUGUCCGAAUGAAGCGGAUGUCGCAGGACUGGAAGAAGACCAAGAAAAUAGGCGAAGGUCUGAGACGAGCCAAGAACGAGGUGUUGAAGCGGAGGGACGGUUUGAGUAACAGUAAGACUGUGAUGGAGUAAAUGGCAGAAGAAAGGGCGGCGAGAUCGAUUUGUUGGCUGUUUGUCUCACUUGAUUGGUUUCCUCUCUUCCUCCCUUUCUUUCUUUCGUUCUCCCUUUCUCCCCUCUCUCCCACUUGAAGCCUUUGAAUGACGUUUCCUUUUUUGUUUCUUCUUUUUGGGUUUGUUGAAGAGAUUCCCCGGCGCGUUCGAAUUUGAUUAUGUUUCUGGAGGGGGGUGUGGCGUUUUGUCAUAGGUUUCAGAUGAAUUGUUGGCACAGUACAAAGUUGCUUACCUACUUACCUACCUACCUGUUUCCUACUACUACUUACUUUCCUGUAGCUGAGAUUCUUUGCGCAUAUACUACAACAUCAUUAUUAAAGCCAUGGUUAGGACAUGGCUUUUUUUCUUUGUUUUUUUUUCUUUGUUUUACUUGGAUUGGAUUGGAUUGGAUUGGAU